Molecule: messenger RNA, 3858 nt
Organism: Doryrhamphus excisus (bluestripe pipefish)
Lineage: Eukaryota; Metazoa; Chordata; Actinopteri; Syngnathiformes; Syngnathidae
Gene: lamc2
Product: laminin, gamma 2
Biological process (GO): tissue development; animal organ morphogenesis
Source: RefSeq, a predicted model, not a curated record
CGAAUGCGGUGGACUCAUCCAGAACAACGCCCCAACACACACUCAUGUAUGAGUAUGCGCGGCGUGUCCUAACGUGCAGGUACACUGCAGUUAAAAGUCGACUGUAGGAGAAUCACCAGGAUAUUGGACUAGCGUGCGAUGAGAGGACAACAUGAGGGCCAGCUGGAUGUACCUCUGCACACUUUUCUUUGCAUUUUGUGUCGUCGUGGCAACAGACAAAGAGGUCCUUUGCAACUGCGGUGGCCGAUCUGCGUGGUGCCUGCGGGAUGAGCUGGGUCUGCGUUGCAUCAACUGCGAGGGGAACAGCGAAGGCCGUCGUUGCGAGCGCUGCAAAGAGGGCUUCUACAAACAGGAGGCGUCACUGAGCUGCACAUCGUGUGGCUGCCAUGCCGCGGGUUCUGUCAGUACCAUGUGUGACCACAGGGGACAUUGUACCUGCAAAGAAGGUGUAACGGGAGAAAAGUGCAACCGCUGCUCAAAUGGACCAAUCGGACAUAACGGCUGCUUACAGAGGUUGAAAAAAAAAGAACUUCCUUCAGGGACCUUUGACCUUUCACUAAACUUCCUGUUCUAUGUUGAUUAUAGACGCCGACCCAGGGAAGAUUCUGGUUCUCCGUUGUGUUUCUGCUACGGACACAGCAAACAAUGUUCUCCUCAGUCCAUUUACACGGUCCACAACAUCACCUCCACCUUUGCACAUGGACCGGAAGGUUGGAAGGCAGCGACCUCACAUGGACUCACGCCGGCAGAUGUCCACUACCGCUGGUCGCCAAAGCACCAGGAUGUGGAGGUCAUCUCCAGAAACAGCCUACCAGUCUACCUUUAUGCUCCAGCUUCAUACUUGGGCAAAAGGUUGCUAAGUUACGGCCAGAACUUGUCUUUCUCAUUGCGUCUGGACCGUGGCAUUCCACACCCAUCUAUCAAUGAUGUGAUUCUGGAAGGUUCUGGUCAGAGAGUGUCCGCCUCGCUGGGCGACCUGCGCUCCGUGGUUCCUUGCGGACAGAAACUCAACUACACAUUCAGACUGGAUGAGAAGCCAGAAAGCAGGUGGCACCCCCAGCUCUCCCGCUUCCAGUUCCAGACACUCCUCCAGAACCUGAGCGCCAUCAAGAUACGUGCCACCUUUGGAAACGGAGGACGGGGUUACCUUGACAACGUGAAACUGGUGUCGGCAAAGCGACAGGAUGGAGUCCUUGCCGACUGGGUCCAGGUCUGUGUCUGUCCGCAGGGAUACGAGGGUGAAUUUUGCGAACAAUGCUCAGCCGGUUUCAAGCGCCAGAAGGCCAUGGAUGGUGCCUUCAGCCCAUGCGAGCCCUGCAACUGCAGAGGGGGCGACUGCGACCCGCAAACGGGCGACUGUUACCCUGCUGACGAGACGCAGAGCUGCUCGGACGGUUUCUAUUGGGACCUCUGGACCCGAGCCUGCAUGAAGUGUCCCUGUCCCGAGGGAGUGUUGUGCUCACUGGUUGCUGGAUCAGCGCAACCUCAGUGUCACUUCUGUCCACCUGGAACCACAGGUGUUCGCUGUGAUGAGUGUCAGGAGGGGUUUUACGGUGCGCCUGCAGGGAUCCCUGGAGAGCGGCGAGGAUGCCGACCUUGCGAGUGUAACGGCCACAUUGACGUCAGAGUGGCGGGAAGCUGCGAGCGCACGAGUGGCGAAUGUCUCAAGUGUGUCAACAACACGAUGGGACGGCAGUGUGACAUCUGCUUGCCAGGAUUCUAUCACCGCAGAUUGGCUGACGCCUGCAGACCGUGCAACUGCGACCUUCAAGGCUCGGAGUCAGCGCAGUGUGACGACGACGGCCUUUGUCGCUGCAAGCCGGGAUUUGAGGGGUCAAAGUGUCAGACGUCCCGCGAGUGUCCCAUUUGUUUCAACGCUGCCAAAGCCAAGAUGGAGGCGUUUGCCAUCAAACUGCAGCAACUGGAGGCGCUGAACUCGCAGAUGGGCAGUGGCUUCCAACCCGCCAACAUAUUGGGCAUGCUGAGUGCCGCAGAGACACUGGUCAACGACCUCGAGGGCGAUGCUAAGCGGCUAACUGACAUGGACAAGCGGGUGCAAAAAAGCCUCUCCUCCAUCGGCAAAGCACAACUGUCUGAGGAGCAAGACAUCGAGAACAUAGCUGACGCGAGCGCCGACAUCAAACAACAUCAACAGACCUACAAGGCCAAAGUGGCUCAGCUUAACGAUUUAAUGGAUGACAUGAAACGCAAACUGGGAGAGGCCAAGGCAGACCUUCGGUCCUUCAAUGUUGCUCUGGGAGACGCCCCGCAGGGUCCAAAUGUUUGGUCUGCUUUGGCGAAGACGGCGUCAGGCUUGGCUGAUAAACAUCAGACAAAGGCGGGUGCGGUGGAUCGGAGCGCCAACGAAGCUCUGAGUGAUGCCCAGAAAGGUCUGGCGCUGGUGCGGACGCUGAUAAACAAGGAGAACAAAGUCAAAGAUCUGAUUGGAGACGUGAAAAAUGCGUACGACCACAUGGCGGCCCAGACAAAGGGUUUAGAGAAUCGAGCGGUGGAUGUGAGUCAGGAGGCCACAGAUGAGAGCAACUUGGCAGACGACAUGGCAGAAGACAUUACCAGGAUGGAGCGAGACAUCCCAUCCGGUCUUAAGGAGGGGACAGACGCCAUGGCUGCCAAGUUGGAUUUCCUGCGAGAAGCUGUCGACGAGAACACAGCAGAUUUUGAGGCUCUUCAGGACGAAAUGUACCGAGACAAAGUAGCCACCCAGGACCUCUUGGCACAAGGCAGAAGUGCUCAGCAGGAAGUGGACACACUAACAAACAGAGUGAACGCCGCCAAGGCUGACACUGAAGGGGCGCUGCAACGCAUCAACAGCAACACCGACAAGCUGGAUGGCGCCCUCGACGCUCUGAGAGGCUUUGAUCAACAGAUUGUCAACAACAAGGCACUGGCGGACGCCGCUAUCAAGCGAUUUCCGAUCAUUGAUGCGACCAUCCAGAAAGCCGACAAAAACAACGCAGAGACGCUAGCAUUGCUGGAGAACGCGUCAGAAGACUCCAAUGGAGUGAUGGAGUCCAUCAACCAGCUGGAGAACAUGAUCCCCAAUCUGGAGGGAAUGAUGAGGUCAUUACCGCCUCAUGUGGGCCUGAUGACCAAUGCCACUAAAUUGAACGAGGGUGCCAAAGAUCUGCGUGCGCAAGCAGGCGAUUUCGCUACAGACCUUGAAGACAGGCUCCACCAGGCCAGAAGACAGACGGCGGAAGCAGAUGAGGCUGCUUUAGGAGCCGACUCGGCGUGGGCGAACGCCAAACGGGCCAGAGAUGCCGCAGGAAGAACACUGCAAAACAUCAACAACAUGCUGGCCAACCUCAACGAGCCGGGUUCGCUGGACAUGGAGCGUCUCAAGCAGCUGGAGGACUCGCUGGCUGCCGCACGCAACAACGUGGAGGCAAAUCUGAGGCCUCGGCUGACGGACGCGACAUUGCUCGAGGCUGCUCGGCGCCGCCAGCUGGAUGCUAUUAAUCGGGACAUCGAUGCCAUCUUAGCAGACAUCACCAACCUGGAGGACAUCCUGAAAGCCAUCCCCAACGGCUGCUUCAACGGAUCCCUAAGGGAGCUUCAGUGAGAGGAGGCCAUUUUGUUUCCACUUGGCGAUGGACUUAAGUUUUGUAUGACCCAAUCCAACUUCCUGCAUUAAUGCACAUUAGUGGACAUCAGCAGCUAUGCUCACAUUUUGUUAUUUUUCUAUUUAUAUAAUAAUGUGUACAUACAACUUUGUCACUUCUGCCAACUUAUUAUCAGAUCAAUGGAUCAAUAUUUAAUUUGUAACGUAAGCUAAUAAGCUAACCAUUGUAACGUAAUAAAUACAUUGUAGAAUGUUGACUGGAACACACAUAGUCA